AUGGCGGUGCCCUGGGAGGAAUAUUUUCAACUGGCCUUACAAGAGAAGCUGCCGAGGAAGAUACCAGAGCAGAAUUCACACCACUUCCCCCCAGUGCUACAGCUCCUGGAGAAGAGGCAGGAGCUGGCGGCUGCAGACCAGGGCCUGCGGGCCCAGAAGGAGGUGUUCCAGACCACGAUGGCAGCCCUACAGCUGCGCUGGGAACAGCUGGAACAGAAGGAGCAGGAGCUAAAGGGGUCCUUUUUGCGCUUUGGCAAGUUCUUGCAGGAAGCAGAGGCCCGGCGCAGCCGCGCGUUGUGCAGGGCCGCGGAGGAGCGGCACCGCGCCCGCCGCCAGGAGGCCGAAGCGCGGCGGCUGUGGGCCCAGCUGGAGGAGCUGCGGCGGGAGCGCGCGCGGCUGCAGCGCCGGCUGGAGCGCCUGGCGCCCUGCGCGCGCCUGCUGGAACAAGUGCUGGAGCAGCUGCCUGAGUUCCAGGAGGUCCCCGAGCUGGUGGCGCGCUUCGACGACCUGGCCGACACGCAGGCGGCGCUGAGGCGCACGGAGCGCGAGCGGCUGGCGGAGCUGGAGGCGGCGCGGGCGCGGCUGCAGCGGCUGCAGGACACUUGGCAGGAGGAGGUCCUUCAGCAAGGCCAGCGGCGCGCGCAGCUGCAGGAGCGCCUGGAAGAGGCCCGCGAGCGCACACUUCACUGGGAAUCCAAGUGGAUUCAGAUCCAGAACACAGCAGCGGAGAGGACCCUGCUCCUGGGACGGACGAGGAUGGCAGCGCUCAACCUGUUCCAAGUAGUGUGCCAGCAUCAGAGGCAGCCGCCCACCCUGCACCUUGAGGACACUGAGGGGCAGCUGGAGCAGGUAAAGCAGUUCUUCCAAGACCUCUCCAGCAUUCUGGCCAGCCUCCGUAAGGCCGAACCUUGA
This is a messenger RNA of Trichechus manatus latirostris (Florida manatee), 912 nucleotides long. It is a transcript of the gene CFAP73, whose product is annotated as cilia and flagella associated protein 73. The transcript has 7 exons. The record is from RefSeq and is a predicted model, not a curated record. The coding region runs from base 1 to 912 and encodes 303 amino acids. Gene Ontology annotation, biological process: spermatid development. Lineage: Eukaryota; Metazoa; Chordata; Mammalia; Sirenia; Trichechidae.